Messenger RNA from Cyphellophora europaea CBS 101466, 2253 nucleotides. RefSeq lists its product as uncharacterized. The record is from RefSeq and is a predicted model, not a curated record. Gene Ontology annotation, biological process: attachment of mitotic spindle microtubules to kinetochore; mitotic spindle assembly checkpoint signaling. Bases 1 to 2253 code for a protein of 750 amino acids. Lineage: Eukaryota; Fungi; Ascomycota; Eurotiomycetes; Chaetothyriales; Cyphellophoraceae. Gene Ontology annotation, cellular component: kinetochore; mitotic spindle; nuclear envelope. The transcript has a single exon.
AUGAGCUCCCCUCCAGGAUCCACAGCGAAGCGACAGCGACUGUCCUCGAUGAGAACGUCGCUAUCGAAUCGUACUCCUCUCCGAACAUCGCAAUCGAGUCUGCCUGUUCCAUCGCAGCCUCCCAAUGUGAGCAGAAUCGCCGCAUCGCAACCUUCAUACGACUUUAUCGGUGGCGAGCCUGAGAAUGCACACCCAGCGAAACGAACAAUGCUUAGGAAGCCAUCGUUCAGCAAACUCGACCAUGGUACCGACGAGAACUUGCGCGCGAAGGUGAACUCACUUGAUUAUGAGCUCAAGAACCUGCAGCAAGAGCGUAAUAUGGUCGCGCUGCAGCAUGAUAAGGAGAUGCGCGAUCUACAGGCCAAAGCUGACACCGACUUCAAGAAAUACCAGGCUUCCGAAAGCGCUGCCCAAAAAGCGACGCAGCGCUAUGAGAGUCUACAAAAAGAGAUGCGUGAUCUGCAGGACCAGAGCAUCAACGAAAAAGCAGCCCUCGAACGCCGGUUACGAGACCUUCAAGAUCAGAGCGCAUCCUCGAAAGAAGAUGCAGAGGAUGCGCAGGCACGACUGUCAGACUCAGAAAGACACUACAAGCAUCAGCUGAACGAUGUGGAAGCCAAACGUGUUGCUCUGCAGGAAACAGUUGACAAAUUACGACAAGAUCUGGAACAGCAACUCAAGGAAUGGGACAGUGCUCAGAGCCGGUUACUUCAACGAGAUGCAGAUGUCGAAUCCCUCGAAGCACAGGUCCUGGAGCUCAAAACACAUGCGGGCGACAGCGACGCGCUCAGUGUCCUACAAACCCAACUGACAGAACAAGUCGCGCAUAUCCGGAAUCUGGAGACUGCGAACCGCGAACAGACUGCGGAGUUACGCAAGCUACGAGACGCUCAUCGAAGCGUACAGGUUGUGGAAGAGCAGAAACGUGGACUGGAAACCGAGCUGCAGGUCUUGAAAGAUGUGGAGCGACAACUCGGUGAGGCGCAGAUACAGAAAGAGAUACUCCUGGACGAAAAGCGCCAGUGGACAAGUCUGCUAGAGCGCGAUGGACAAGAGCCAGAAUUCGCUUCCCCUGAAGCUGUCGUCAAAGCACUUGUCGAAGCCCGCAUCGAGGCCGAGUCUUUAGCCGGACGCAUUGGCGGCAUCGAGGCCGAAAGCUCCGAAAAGGACGAGAUGCUCAAAUCACUCGAUGCAGAGCGAAAGUCGCUACAAGAAGAGCUGGACAAGGCAAAAGCCACAGUCGCUUCAGCACCCGAGACCAAUGACAACAAAGCGUACAAGCGACUCGAGCGACAGAAAAACUUGGCGGUCAAGGAGACUGAAUAUCUCCGAGCGCAACUAAGCUCUUUUGACAGCGAAGAGACGAUGGAGAAUCCUAGUUUUGACACGCAACGGGCUGAGCAGAUCAAGCAGCUGAAGGCGUUGGUUGACCAGUACAAGACCGAGGUGGCUUCUAUACAUGCCGAGCUAUCGAGCUUAGAGUCGGCAGCUGCAGCCACUAGCGAGCCUCAUGGCACCAAGAGGCGAGCCGAAUCACAGGAGCCCGAUGCAGACAACUCGGCUCAGCUUGGACCACUUCUUCGGAAGAACAAGAAUUUGCAAAUGGCACUACAGAAGACGGCGCAACAGUCGAAGAUGCUGGCCACGGAGUUGCAGGCGGCUAAAACCCAACUCAAGUCGCUGAGGGAGAGCGCCAAAACUCGAGUAUUGGAGCUCCGCGACAAUCCAACAGCGAAUGCGGAAGCGAUCAAGAUGGCCACCCUCCGGACCCUGAAAGAGGAGAAUCGCGAUCUAUUGGGUCAACUACGUGGCGAGAAUCUACAGGGUGUCAAGGUCGUGCCUGUUAGUACACUGGACGCGUUGAAACUCGAGCUCCAGGAUAUGGAGACGGUCGUGGCGGACAAGGAGAAGCGAAUGCGGCGGCAAAGGGAGAUCUGGACGGAUAAAGCAGCCGAGUUUCGCGAUGUGGUUGCUUCGGUGCUGGGGUGGAAGAUCACCUUCAUGCCAAACGGGAAAGCAAAAGUGUCGAGCAUGUUCUACGGCAGGGGCGGCGAGGCAGAAGAUGACGAGGACGAGCAUUAUAUCAUCUUUGACGGUGAAAAUGGGACCAUGAAGAUCAGCGGUGGUGCGGAUGGGGAUUUUGCGAGGGAGAUCAAAGAGCAGAUCGACUUCUGGGUCAAGGAGAAGAAGGAGAUCCCGGGCUUCCUCGCGGCUCUGACCAUCCAGUUCCACGAUGAGUACCGCAGUAGAUGA